GGGUGGGGGGAGGGGAGGCCGCCGCGGCGCCGCCCGCGUUCCAGGCCUCCGCCUGCGGGGACGCCCCUGGCCCGGGGAAACCUCGACGAAGAGCGCGGGUUCCGCAACGUCCUCGGACCCCGCUCCCGACCUGGGGGCCCCCGGGGGCACGAGGAGGCCGGCGCGGUCGCGGGGUCUUUUCUCUUCCCUCCCGCGCGGGAGCCAGUAGCAAAGGGCCACCGGGCCAAUCGGGGCCUCGAGGCCACCCCCUGACCCCGACCGGCUCCUCCAGAGGCCGUGGACUUAUUCCCCGCGGCCCGGCCCUGAUCCCAGGCCGUCCCUGCUGCCCACCCCGAGCCUCGGCGCCCACGUCCGGCUUCCAACCGCCCUUUGAUAGACGAGCCCGAGGGGCAGGAUCAUGACCGGAGAAGGGGCCCGGUACCCCCAGAGUGGACCGUCCUCCUUUGGACAGAAGCAGGCCUAGUUUGACAGUCCUCCCACUAAGGAAUUCCUGGUGAAUAGAAGAAUGGCAUGGGUCCUCGGAACAUUUUGCAGGUAAGGGAGUAGGGCUCCCCGGGCCCGUGGGUGUUCCCAGUGCCUCGGCUGGCCUGCCCUGGCACAGCACCUCCAAGGAAGCUCCGAGCAGCUGGCCUGGCUGCUGGGUAUUUUUAGCUACAGAUCCAGCCCCUACACCACCACUGGAGCCAGGUCCAAAUCAAACACGCUCCAGGCAGGGUGGGGCUGGGGCUCUGUGCCGGCCUCUCAGCCAGGCAGGGGUGGGUGGGCAGGCUGGGGCCAGUGUCAGCUGUCCUGCCUGGACCUGGGCCGGCCUGGGAAGACCUGCUUUCGUGUAAGUCAUUUUUUCUGUUAUAAGUUGAAAUCCAUUAGUUAGAAAAGGUGGAAACCGAGGUCUGAGGAUUUUGAGGAAAAGUUAAGUGCCCUCUCCCUACGGGCUGGAGCAGUUCCCACAGUUUGCUCAGAAUGGGCAAACUCUAAGUGAGUUCUCUCAAGGCCCUUCCCAGAUGAGGUAGUCUUACUCUCCCAGUCACUCCCUGAGCUUCAGGGUAUCUGAUGUGAGGUCAGGCCUGUGCCUGGCUCAAAGGUAAGUGGUCCUCCCCUCCCUCAAAGCCCUCUUCCAUCCUCCCUCUCCCUGAGUGAUGGCUUCCUCCCCCUCCUCUUCUGCCAGCCCCAGGCUGCCACUGUGUAGAGAUGGCCGCAGCUCUGUCCUCACCAGCCAAUCACAGCUCCCCCCUGGUCACCGGAAAGAGCUUUGGCUGGGCUCCUCUGUUCAGAGCCUCUGUCUGACACCCAUCUUGAGCCUGAUAGCCAGGCCCCUGUGAUCUAACCCUCACCACCUUGACAACCAUGUCUGGUCUCCCUCCUCAUGCCCCAGCCACUGCCAAACCUGAUGGGGUUUCCAGCCACCAUGCAUUUACUCAGGCUGGGUACCCAUCCUACUUCCACUGGCCCUUCCUGCCAGCACUGCCAAGCUUAGUUCAUGUGUUGCCCAGCUCUCAACUUCCUCUGAACCCCACGGGGGCUCCGGUGUCUGAAUUGUUCUCGUCUCGCAGACUCCUUUAGACUGCUUCCCCCAGGACUGAGUUCCUCAAAGGCAGGAACACAAUUGCCUCUCAAUAAACGUGUGCUGCAAAGAAGGAAUGAAUGAAUUGCUGUAUAUUUGUCUAGGGGUGCUUGACCCAGCAGAUGCCCUCUGGCCCGGUGACAGAGUAGGGCUUUCCGCUUAAGAACCUGGAGCUGGGUCUUCUCUUCCCAGCUCUGGGCUCUUUGGGGGCUUCCUGGGGCAGUCUCUGCUGCCAUCUGGUGGUCAGAUUAUGCCUUGCAUUCUCUGAAAACGUUGACCUGGCAUUUAUGGUGCCAGGUUGACGAUUUCCUUUCCGAAGUAAAAUUUACCUGAUCCUUGCUGAGUACCUGAAAGUGGGGAAUCUUCUGGGUGGGAUGAGGGCAAGAAGAUCCUGAAUCCUGCCAGCCCUUCUCUGAGGAAACUGUCAGAUGUCCUACCCCAGCUGGGAAAGAUUCUGCUCUCUCACCUAGCCAUGUCCCAGUGCCUGCCUGGUACAUGCCUGAUCCUGGGGGUCCCUCUGCCACUCCUGACCACUGGCCUGGUUUGUGCAAAAGACAGUCCAAGGGAGGGAAGGGGUGGGAGGCAGGGGUGGUUUUGCCCAGACGCCCUGAUAGUACCUGGCCAGAGUGAAUGCUCAGUAAAUAGCAGUUUGGGUCCGGGGGUUGAGGAGAAAGCUUGGGAUGAAGGAUAUGUGGCUGCUGGCUGGAGAACACAAAUUUCUUGGUGGGAGCAGGGUUAUCAGUCUCCAAAGUGGACGGAAGGGGGCCCAGCUGAUCUCAACUAGAUUUACCUUGACCUUCCCCUUCCCCUUCUCGACGGCGUCUUGCUUGGUUCCCACGCCUCUGGGCCUUGCUAGAAAGAGGUUCCCGCCCGCUUGGUUUGGGGCCAACCCUCGAAAGGGUUCUGGGGCCACUCACCUGUUACCAAAGUUGCCGCGCCGAGGCCAUCGCCCGGCAGAGGGCGCCAGACCUCCACCUUUGGGAGGUGGGGUGAUAGGGCGCCGCCGCCAGUGCUGCCUGCUCCCGGCUAUGGACAACCCUGGGGCCCCAGCCCCGACUGCCGCCCCGGGCCCGGGCAAGAAGCAGCUGAAAAUCGUGGUUGUGGGCGACGGCGGCUGCGGCAAGAGUUCGCUGCUCAUGGUGUACAGCCAGGGGUCCUUCCCCGAGCACUACGCCCCAUCCGUGUUCGAGAAGUACACGGCCAGCGUGACCGUGGGCAGCAAGGAGGUGACCCUGAACUUAUACGACACCGCCGGGCAGGAAGAUUAUGACCGGCUGCGGCCCCUGUCCUACCAGAACACCCAGCUCGUGCUCAUCUGCUAUGACGUCAUGAACCCCACCAGCUAUGACAACGUUCUCAUCAAGUGGUUCCCGGAGGUCACCCACUUCUGCCGUGGGAUCCCUAUCUUGCUCGUUGGCUGCAAGACAGACCUGAGGAAAGACAAGGAGCAGCUGCGCAAGCUCCGGGCGGCCCAGCUGGAGCCCAUCACCUACACGCAGGGCCAGAGCGCCUGCGAGCAGAUCCAAGCUGCCCUCUACCUGGAAUGUUCUGCCAAGUUUCGGGAGAACGUGGAGGACGUCUUCCGAGAGGCCGCCAAAGUUGCCCUCAGUGCUCUGAAGAAAGCACAGCGGCAGAAGCAACACCGCCUGUGCCUGCUGCUUUGACACCUCCCGGCGGGGCCCACGGCCCUCACGAUAGAACUGAGAGGACCCAGGUCCCCAGCUCCAGACUACUCCCCGGAUCCUGCACCCUCCCCAGCUCUCGAAGGGCACUCGGAGUCGGGCGUCUCCAGGGCCUGGUGUCUGGGGCCUGUGGCCAGGCUCUUGGAACAUUCUGGAACUCUCUCCUUUCCCAGCUGGGGCUCUGACCACGAGCUCCCCUCCAGCCUGCAUGGUGGUGGUGAGUGAGGGUGCUGGACUCAGUCCCUCUGUACCCUGGAACUAGCAUUUGUCCCCAGGACUGCCCUCAUCACUACCAACCCCCAGCUGUGUGUCCCCUUCUGCACACCCAAUAGGUCCUCAAAGCCUGUGCUUGAGAUGAGAAAUGACGUCUGGUAUGAGGAGAAAUGUGGACUUGGCAGCGUUCCACACGGCCCCCAAGCCUGCUCUCCCUAGUCCCCCGCCUCCCUGGUUUCCUGAGAUAGGCACGGCUGCAUCCUCCAGCUUCUUGCUUCCUCCCCGCAGGAACUCAGGCACCAGGAUGGGACCGAGGCCUAUCACAAGAACACAGGCCCCAGCCCCAAACGUUGGGGGGCCGGCACCAGCCCCCUCCCUCCUCCCUGCCAAACAGAGGACUUAAGUCUCAGCCCUCGGCUUGGCCGCCAUCUUUCCAGAGCUGGACGCACAUGAGGCAGAGAAGAACCUCUCUCAAAAAGCAAAAAGUAUUCUCUGGCUGAUCCAUGUGACCCUCGCUCAGUGUCUCCUCACCUGCAACCCCUCCGCUCGCCACUACUUGCCAGAAACCCGAGAUGAAAAGUGACACCAGCUCCGAGUGAUCUUGGGCAAGUCAGGUCUCUCUACAGACUGUCUGCAGAAGGACGGCACUGGCUCAUUUAAAGAGUCAUCAAGCUCCCGUCUCUCACAGCCUCCAAUUCUGCCAAGAUGUGGAGAUCUGGAACCAAGGCCAUCCUGGCCUCCUGCGAGAACAGACUUGAUUAACCCCCAGUGCAGAUUCACUGAACCUCCUAGAAGGUCUGGGGUCAGGGGCCCAAGAGUUUUGAAACAAGUGCCCCAGGUGAUUCUGACGCCCCAGAGAUUGAGAGCUGGUGGCUCCUGAGUAACCCCAGGGAUCAGCGUUACCUAAGAUGAGAUAAUGGCUUCAGGUGGUCCUGCCAUCCCCGGUAUCUCCUGCCUCAGCCCCCUCCGUUGCCCAGUGCUUCAGCGCCCACUAGGCCUGAGAAAGAGACUUCUGAAGUCUACCCCACCCCACCUAGGUUCCCCAAGGCCCUGCCGCGCCCUGGGGAAUCCAGAGAGCAUUCGGUCCAAGGCUCCGUGGACAAAUGAUGGUCUUGGACAGAGGUCCACAAACCACAGUCUGUGGGCCAAAUCUUUAUUUUUGUAAAUAAAGUUUUAGUGAAAAACA
Messenger RNA from Lagenorhynchus albirostris (white-beaked dolphin), 4642 nucleotides. RefSeq names its product ras homolog family member F, filopodia associated (gene RHOF). The transcript has 8 exons. Gene Ontology annotation, molecular function: GTP binding; GTPase activity. The coding region runs from base 2242 to 3225 and encodes 327 amino acids. NCBI's taxonomy places the organism in Eukaryota, Metazoa, Chordata, Mammalia, Artiodactyla, Delphinidae. The record is from RefSeq and is a predicted model, not a curated record. Gene Ontology annotation, biological process: cell migration; small GTPase-mediated signal transduction.